AACCCCCCAGUUGAUGCAGUUUAUACCUGCUUUAUCUGGAAGAUGACCCUGGAAUGGUGUACCUACACCUGGCGUCUCCGAAAGACAUAAAUCCCAGGUCCAAAUCUCGAAGGGAGGAAGUCGUACCACAUCCUAUUCGUUGUCGGUGUCAUGUCGUCCACCAAGAUCGGAAAUGUUGCACCAUUCCCUCCUUUGCCUGGACAGCCUUAUCCUCCCGCUCGCAAUCACCCGCGAUGGAAAGAACUGUAUCGGCUUCAUGAUGAGUGGCUCAUGAAGUACUGGCCCUUCAGUAGCGAGAAGAAACGCGCACGUAUCCCGUUCAUGAACUUGGCGGGCUUCAGCACCUGGUGUGCGCCUGCAUCAGACUUUGACCGGAUGGUCUGGGGUGCUCGCAUUGCGGGCAUUUUCUUCCUUGCCGAUGAUUACAUCGAUAGUGGAAAGAUGCUUGAUCGUAUUCCAGGAUUCAAGAAGGCCGCUACUGGCGAGGGCCCCCUUCACCCUGAAGACAGAGCUGAAAUCUGUCAUGACAUCGUUUUCCGCGCUAUCAAGGAGACGUCUCACCCACGUACCUUCGAUCAGCUGACAAGAUGCACCCACGAGUGGUGGGACUCCAACAUUCAUGAACCUUUCCGUAACCUUGACCAGUACUUGGCUACUCGCCGUGUAAACAUCGCUAUGUAUUUUGCUAAUUCUUAUUUCCGGUAUUGCUUGGACAUCAACUUGACUGAUGAACAAGUCAACCAUCCCCUCAUGCGCGAGGCAGAGGGUAUCAUUUCAGAUCAUGUUGGCCUGACAAAUGAUCUCUUCUCGUAUGCCAAGGAAUUCAUGACCCAGUCGGAUGACACGAAUGUCAUCCGCAUGCUGCAAGACUUCGAGGGUUUGACUUAUGAGCAAGCUAAAGACACCGUGAUUAAGAAGAUUCGUCAGAAAGAACAAGACUUCAUCCCUGCCGGCGUCGCGGUCCUUAAUGAUCCUGAACUCGGUAAAGACCCCGAAGUCCAUCGUUGGAUCGCCUCUCUUCCUUACUGCAUGGGCGGUAACAAUGCGUGGUCUCAAGAGAGUGGUCGCUAUAACAUCGGUGAUGUUCCGGGCGCUCCACCCUUCCCAAGCUUGAGCUUCGAGGUGGAAGAGACGCCUGAGGACGAAGUUGUUGAUGAUACAGAGGAGUCUGCUCUGCGGGACGCCGUAUUCAACGUUGAGGUUAUUCCUGAGCCUGAUUUUACUCUGGACAUCGACGCUAUCGAGGCCAAGGGCGUCAGGACGAAGACUCAAGCGGCCCUUCCGCCGAGUCUCCAACUCAUGCACAUUUCUGAGUCUAGAGCUCAGCAUGUUGGCUUUCAUGCGCUCACCAUGUCGCAUCGGACUUCCGAGGACGAUUCGGGAAUCGUUCUGCUAACCGUAUCUUCCUUGCUUGGCAAAUACGAGAUUGACAGCCAGAAGAUCGGCAAAGUUGAAGUGCUUCUUCAAAACACUGAUAUCACCGUCGACCCUGCUGCUCUUGUUCACUUGCUCAGUCAAUCAGAACUCGAAGUCAACAUUUCGCAGGGCGACUCUGCCUCUCUUCUAUUCAAUGCUAUCAAUCACAUCGAGAGCAACACAUGGGAUGGUCGCAACGUUAUCGCGGUCGCCGCUAGUCACUCUAACGUUGUCGCUAUGCUCGUCGGCCCGAAUGCGCCCAUUGUCAUCGAACCCGUUCGCGGCGUCUUUACUGAUAGCCACCACAACAAGUCCUUCCCUUCCUCCUACUUUGCCGCCCUCCAGAAGUCAUAUCAAUCAUACGUAAAGCGUAUCUCUGCCACUUUCUCCAAGGAGAUUGAUGUCCAGGAAGCCACUCACGCUGCUUCCCAGUUCGACUUCAUGCUCACCGAUCAUCCUGAGCAACUUGCCGAGCUAUUCCGGGUCUCUCCUUGUCUUUCAGCUGAGGACAACCAACUGCCGCUUCAUCCGAGGGACUUCCAGAAGAAAGUGGUCCUUAACGGCUUCGAUAAGGGUUCUAUCUACGAAGGCUUGGUUUGCCUCGUUGAUGCCAUUCCUUCGCAUGAACUCUUCGAGAAGCGUAUUGCGGUCUUCUCAGAGAGCGAGAGCACUACGAACUCGUUCUUCUGUCUCCAUACUGUGAGCGACACCAAGCGCAUGCGCGAUACGCUGAAGGCGAUGGGAUGUGUACGAAAAGCAUCUGGUGGUGACGGCGAGGCCGAGAUGGACGUCGAUGCUCAUGAGUUACUGGCUGUGGGUAGCAUGUGUCAAGUUCUUUAACUUUUUAGAAUUUAUUCCAUCUUAGAGAUAUCUUUUUGCUGUAUUAUAGAUUGAUUUAUCUACUCACACCAUGCCAUACAAAUUCUCGGACAGUCGUACUGUACAUGUAGUCAUUUUGUUCUCCAAUACUAGAGUUGCCUUUUUCUACUGACCUCGAACGCUUGGCACAGCCUAUAAUGGUGCAACAUUAAGAGAAAAUAUAUUCGGCGACUCAUCUCAACCUUCCCAUUUGCAAAGUCCAUCUGAGACCGCAACUACUACUACUAUGCAUCAUGUACCUAUUUGACUCAUCGGCGCAGGACUGCCAAGCUGAAACAAAAGCAUCAGUCACGU
Somion occarium is the source of this 2589-nucleotide messenger RNA. The record is from the annotation of a GenBank genome assembly. Lineage: Eukaryota; Fungi; Basidiomycota; Agaricomycetes; Polyporales; Cerrenaceae.